This is a messenger RNA of Tauraco erythrolophus (red-crested turaco), 384 nucleotides long. The record is from RefSeq and is a predicted model, not a curated record. Lineage: Eukaryota; Metazoa; Chordata; Aves; Musophagiformes; Musophagidae.
CCCGUUCCUCCUCUGCCCCUGCAGCUGACGGCGCUUGUAACGUUCCUCUGCUUCGUGGCGUCCCGCUCGCACGGGGCGUACACCGCGCUGGCCGCCAUGGAGACCGUCAUCACGGCACUGUUCUUCCUGCUGUACUUGCUGAAGCUCGAUAAAAAGAUGAGCUGGUUGUUCUGGCCGCUGGCUGAUAUUUUCAACUCGGUGAUUGCAGCGUUGUUCCUCCUGAUUGUGUGCGUGUUCGCAAUAACGUUUAAGACCAACAAUGGGACACUGGCUGGAGGAGUGUUUGGUCUUGUAUUGCUUGUUCUCUGUGUUGUCGACGCGGUUCUUCUCUUCCAGAAGAUCAGCCUUAAUGGACCAAGAAGAAGGAACACUCCUGCUAAAUAA